AGUUUGUCCUAUAUAGUCACAACCACAGCCACAGCCCAUCCACGCUCCGCUCAUCAGCACCUUUCGUUGGAAGCAAGCAACAGCACGCACCGGCGCCGCUCUCUGACUCGGAGGAGGGAACGAUGGCCUGCCGGCAGACAGUGGUGGCCGCGCUGCUGCUGGCGGCGGUGCUGGCCGCGUGUGCGGCGACGCCGGCGACGGCGGGGCACAGGAUCUACAUCAACUGGCUGGCCCACGCCAACUACAAUGACUGAGCCAAGAUGCAUGGGCCCUUCUCCAAGGGAGACUAUCUCGUGUUCUACACGCCGGAGAAGAGGCUGGACGUGGUGGAGGUGGACGAGCGCGGCUUCGACAGGUGCGACCCCAGCAACCCCAUCUACCGCUCCUCCGGCGGCCGUGACAUCCCCAUCCUGCUCAGCGAGGCCAAGGUCUACUACUUCAUCUGCAGCGUCGGCAGGUACUGCCCCGACGGGAUGCGCCUCGCCAUCGAGGUCCGUGAUACGCCGCGGACGCCGGCCUCCGCGCGCAACGACACGUCCGGCGCCGCGAUGGUGGAGAGCGGCGUCGCCUCGCCGGCGCCUGGACCCCGAGCGAGCUCGGAGAUCGAGGGAGAGGGGCGGGCAGGAGGAAGCGACUAUUCUGUUCGUUUGGACCGGAGAAUGUAACAUUAAGGAAACAUGGGGUCAAACUCAUAUGGACCAGAUGAUGUUAUGAAAAAAAUUAGACCAAUUAAAAAUAAGAGAAGAAAUUAAAAGUGCAAAAUGGAUUGUUUUAU
Molecule: messenger RNA, 775 nt
Organism: Hordeum vulgare subsp. vulgare (domesticated barley)
Lineage: Eukaryota; Viridiplantae; Streptophyta; Magnoliopsida; Poales; Poaceae
Product: mavicyanin-like
Exons: 2
Coding region: 261-665 (134 amino acids)
Cellular component (GO): plasma membrane
Molecular function (GO): electron transfer activity
Source: RefSeq, a predicted model, not a curated record